Molecule: messenger RNA, 1330 nt
Organism: Salvelinus fontinalis (brook trout)
Lineage: Eukaryota; Metazoa; Chordata; Actinopteri; Salmoniformes; Salmonidae
Gene: bnip4
Product: BCL2 interacting protein 4
Exons: 6
Coding region: 158-721 (187 amino acids)
Biological process (GO): mitochondrial outer membrane permeabilization; positive regulation of apoptotic process
Cellular component (GO): mitochondrial envelope; nucleus; mitochondrial outer membrane
Source: RefSeq, a predicted model, not a curated record
GUCAACAAAAGAUUUCAUUAUAAUUGUUUUCCUGCUGCCUGGUAGUGUUGCACAACAACUUCUAGUGCUUACUUGUGAUCGAUUAAUAUAAGACCAAACGUUUUCAUAGUUCGUCGACAGAGCUCUAUCGGUAGAUUCGAACGCGUUUUAAAUAAACAUGUCGCUUCAGAAGGAAAUUCCGUAUGAGGAGAACUUGCAGGGUUCCUGGGUGGAGCUGCACUAUAACAUUGGCAGUGGGAGUCAGGUGUGCCAGGAGCAGAUCUCAACAACCACUCUUGAUGUAGACCUGGAGAAGUUACUACUAGACGCCCAACACGAGUCAAGCAGGAGUACCUCGAGAGGAAGCUCACAAUGUGACAGUCCGCUUAGGUCACAGACUCCUCUUCUUCUGUUUAGAGGCUCAGAGGGAAACAGUUCACAGUCUGAGGAAGAUAACCAAGAAAGAAUCCGGGAAGUAGAGAAUCUACUGAAGAAGAAUGCUGACUGGAUCUGGGACUGGUCCAGUCGUCCUGAGAACAACCCACCAAAGGAGUUUCUGCUGAAACACCCCAGGCGCUCAGCCUCGCUCAGCAUCAGGAAGACCAGCGUCAUGAAGAAGGGAGGCGUUCUCUCCCCUGACUUCCUCAAGCUUUUCCUUCCUUCAUUAUUCAUUUCUCAUAUACUCGCAGUUGGCCUGGGGAUAUACAUUGGGAGGCGCCUCAGCACAUACAGCACCUACUGAAGCUGACGCUGCAUUAUGACACCACUGACUCAUACAGCUGGCAUGCCUUCAAAUGGGGGAAACUUCAGAAUCCAAGGAGGUGGUUGAUGUAGCAUUCUCCAUUUUAGCUGAUUGCCUCAUCUUAUUUUCUGAAUGCUGUGACUGCUUCUUUCUCCCAGAAAUGCCUUGAAUCAGGAACUGAUUUGUGCUGCCUUGUUCCUCUCGCUAUUUAGAAUGUUUUUUAUAUUGAACUGCUGCCAAUUGGCAUUGUUGUUUCUCAUUUUCUUAAGCAUAUUGAGUUUGUGUUUUGCCUGUUUGUUAUUUUUAAGGGAAUGAUUAAUGUGAAUGAAUAUUAAUUGUGAAAUAAUUUCCUGCACUCAUUUUCUUUGAAAAAAGCUGGGGUUAAUACAUUUCAUGCAACAUGUGAAAGGCAGGGUGUGAAUUGCAACAAAAGUCCAACUUUUGGGGGGUCUCCAAUUUAACCUAUUCUCCUAUUUGUUUAAAAUUCUAUUGUUUACUGUUAGUGGUAAAGAUGAAAAAAAUAAAAGCUUAUUCCAAAUUAAAUGAACACCCUCACCACUCUGUCAUGGUUUAAACCAGUGACCGUUGGUUCAGGUUCUUUCAAUUGCA